Molecule: messenger RNA, 2286 nt
Organism: Vicia villosa (hairy vetch)
Lineage: Eukaryota; Viridiplantae; Streptophyta; Magnoliopsida; Fabales; Fabaceae
Product: aldehyde oxidase GLOX1-like
Exons: 4
Coding region: 163-1926 (587 amino acids)
Source: RefSeq, a predicted model, not a curated record
AACUUAACACAAAGUAAAAACUCCCAAAAUCCUUAGGCCUUAUGAAGCCUUCUAAAACUUUCUAACUAUAAUUCUUUUAAUCGAUCGAGACUCGUCAUCAUUGAUUCAACCAAUCCAACAACAACAACAACAACAUUACCAGCAACAAAAAAACCAUCAAAUAUGGCAACUUUAACUACGAUCAUCGUGAUUCUAACAAUUUUGACUCUAACAUUGACAUUCUUUGUCGUCGAUGCUAAACAAAAGAAACAAAAACUUCAAGUACCUUUUCCAAUCUAUGGAGGAGGUCUAGCAACAGCAAAGCCUGAUUUUACCACAAAUUCAGUUGGACAAUGGGAGAUACUUUCUGAAAAUUCAGGUGUUUCUGCCAUGCAGGUUAAUUUGAUGCCAACCAACAAGAUUGUUGUUUAUGAUGCAACGAUUUAUCGUCUCUCUAGACUUAAAUAUCAGAAAGGAGUACCGUGUGUUCCUUUCAAAGAUGAUAGGACUCUACAAAAUAAAAUUGAUUGUUAUGCUCAUUCUAUGGAAUAUGAUAUUGAAACAAAUUUAGUUAGGCCACUCAAGGUGACACAAGAUCCAUGGUGCUCAUGUGGAGGUCUUGCACCUGAUGGAACCCUAAUAAGUGCUGGUGGUUUUCAAGAUGGAACAAGAACCAUUAGACACAUUGGUGGUCCUGCUUGCAAAGGCAAUGAUUGUGAUUGGAGAGAAUAUAAGAAUACAUUGCAAGAGGAUAGAUGGUAUGGAACUCAAACAAUCCUUGCUGAUGGAAGCUUCAUUAUAGUAGGAGGACGUAGAUCAUUUAGCUAUGAGUACCUUCCAAAACAAGAAGGCCUAAAAACUGAAAAAGUCUACUUCUUCCCAUUCCUCUAUGAAACUUCAGACAUUGAUGAAAACAAUCUUUAUCCAUUCACUCAUCUCACACCUGAUGGUAACCUCUUCAUCUUCUCCAACAACCGCUCUCUUCUCCUUAACCCUAAAACCAACAAAGUUGUUCGGACCUAUCCCGUCCUCCCCGGAGGUGCCCGGAAUUAUCCGGCUUCCGGUACUUCUGCCCUCCUUCCUAUAGAUCUAUCUCUCCAAGACAAUAUGGGUCCUUACAAAGCAGAAGUCAUUAUUUGUGGUGGUAACUCUCACGACGCUUUCUAUAUUGCCGAAACAAAGAAAGCAUUCAAUCCUUGUCUCAAAGAUUGUAACAGGAUGGUAAUCACUGAUAAAGUCCCGAAAUGGGAAACCGAACAAAUGCCUUCAAGUAGAACAAUGGGAGAUUGUCUAAACCUUCCUAAUGGACAACUUUUGUUUAUCAAUGGUGCACAAAAAGGAACAGCUGGAUGGUGGGAUGCUGAUUCACCAAACCUAAUUCCAGCAUUGUAUUAUCCAGAAGAAAAGAAUGGUGAGAGGUUCAAGCAAAUGGCUCCAACAAAAAUAUCAAGAAUGUAUCAUUCAACAUCAGCAGUGUUACCUAAUGGAAAAAUUUGGGUAGCUGGAAGUAACACUCAUGAUACAUACAAAGAUGUAGAUAAGUUCCCAACUGAGACAAGAGUUGAAGGCUUUUCUCCUCCUUAUUUGGAUCCAGCUCUUGACAAGCAUAGACCAACAAUUGUUUCAGAAUUUACAGGAAAAAAUUUGAAGUAUGGUCAUAAAUUUGAGAUACAAUUUAAAAUGCCGAAAGAUCCGGCUAACAAUGACUUGAAUAAGGGUGAUAUUAAGGUUACUAUGUAUUUCCCACCUUUUACUACUCAUGGAUAUAGUAUGAGCCAAAGGCUUUUAAUGCUCAAUCUUAGGUCUAUGUCUACAGAUCGCCAAGGACUUUAUAGUAUUAUGGCGUUGGCGCCGCCUUCUGGUGAAAUUGCUCCUCCCGGAUACUAUUUGCUCUAUGUUGUUCAUCGCAGCGUGCCUAGCGAGGGAAUAUGGGUCCACAUCGAGUAGGGCUCUCAGAGUGAAAAGAUUAUACAUAGUACAAUGGAGAGUCGUCAGAUUUAAGAGAAAAAUUUUAAUUUUUUUCUCUCGUUAAUCUAAUGAUUCUCUAUUGUGGUAUCUUAAGCAUGUGAUAUUCAGUCAAUUUGUGCAUACUAACAAAUAGGGUUUGUUAGUAGUUUUGGAUUAUUCAUGUAUACUUUUAUGUAGUUGAAUUGUAGUUGAAGUUUUAUGUACAAAAUAAGGAGGGAAAUAGUGAUGUUAUUAUUAGUAAUGUAAAAGUUAACUUGUUGCACAAGAUUUAGUUUUUGUGUAAUGUAAAUAAUGUAAAUUGUAUUGCAAGAAAGCAUAGAUGAAAUUUUUUCCUACAAA